UUUUAAUAUAUAAAAACAACUCCAACAUCCAGGCGGUGCCACGGUAAAACAGAGAAAAAAUAUCUCUGGGUUAGAUUAUCACCAAUUUGCACAACAAUACUUUCUGCUGGUGUCUCCUUCAGGUGACAAGAUACCUCAUAAAUAUGAGGCUGUUGGAUCACAUAGGCUUAGGAUUUCUUCUGGGGAUCAUCCUUCCACCCUGCUCACAAGUAAGAGUGACGGCUGAUUUGAUGACAAUUACAUAUUCUGCUCCUACUUCUCAGCCUUCAACAUAUCCAAAAUCAAAUCCCAGUCUUGUGACACUGGAAUCACAGGAGACAACCGCUGACACAACAUACACUUCCACUUCCGAAUCUAUUGCCACUGUCAGAUCCAAACAACUAACAGAGACACCCACCUCUACAGCCCUACAAUUAUCUUCAACACUUCCAACAGAGGGGCUGCCUUCUUCCUCUGCUCUUGCUAGUACAGAUCCUGAGCUCUCAACUCUUGGGGGCGAUCCAACUAAAAACAAACCCUGUGAAGAAAAUUACAAACAACAAAUGCUGAUUUUCCUGAUCAUAAUUGGGGUGCUUGCAUUCAUUUGCGUGGUCCUGCUCUUGGUCAUCGUUGUUACGGCAAGCAAACUGUCUUACGACAAGAGAAAACAGCCUAACAAGCGUUUUCCGAGGAGUAAUGGUGAUUUUCUAAGUACCAACAGCCUGUGGCCAAUUGGAUUGGAGACACUACAGAGGUUAUCCACCGAGAGCCCAAAGCCCCGAGGCCUAAGCCUGGAGAGACCAAUAGAAGGGCAAGGACAAAAUGGGGAUGAAAUCAACAAAAAGCUGGUUAGUGAAAUAGCAGAUCGACAGAAGCAGAAGGAGAUAUCAGCAAACACAUGCAAAACAAUCAUUACCACUGUUGAAAUUUAAGCCUCACUUAAGACUUCUUAUUUGGGAGAGAAGAAGAGGCAUGGAAAAAUCUGUGGGUAGUUAUACUAGUUCCUGGGUGCUGGUAAUUUUUCAGGUAUUAUACAUAGUAAGAUAGCAUCAUCUCAACCCUGUCAGGGACCAUGUUAACAUCAGAGGCCAAAUCAUCUUCACUACUACUACUCAAGGAUGAGGAUGGUUUCAUUUCAACCAAAGUCUGACAUGCAGGAAGAGAGCAAACUGGGGAAAACAGAGCAAAUGGUUCCCAGCUCUAUUUACACCUAACCAGAAGUAUGGCUGAAAAGGCGAGACCAGCUUUAUAAAUACAGUCUUAAAUAUGCAGAUGUUCAUUCUUCCUCCGUUGCUAAUGAAAGCUGGACCUCAGAGAUGCUGCAAGCAUACCUAUCCACCACUAUUCGCCUCACCUUAGCAGCAUGGACACCAAUUGGACUAGGAGACAAAAUGCCUCCCUUACCUGUUCUUGCAUGAAAUUCUGGGAGGCAGAUUAAGCCUUUGUGUUGUUUAUCAGAGCCCUGCGGGGUCACUGGGUCCUUUCCUGGCCAACUUCUCCAAAACCUUUGUGGGAGGACAUGAUUUCAACUCCUUAUGAUCUCCGUCUGUUGAACUGAACGCAUACGUUCCAAGCAAGGAAGCAAGCCUUUCCAAAUCAAUCUCACCUUCUCCUUUGUCCUGUCUGUUGCUUAGAGAGAAACUUGAGCAGGACUAGUAAAAAUGCACAAUGGAGUUGCCUUGACACAGGCCAACUGAAAAUUUGAUUUGCAUCUACAUAAUAAACUAAACUUGUUUUGUUUUAAUUUUAGAUUAUUCUUGUAGCUUAGAGCAGUGCUUCUCAACCUGGCUGGCUGAGGAAUUUUGAGAGAUGAAGUCCACCCAUCUUCAAGUGGUCAUAGUUGAGAAACACUGACUUAGAAGGUUAUGUCAUCCCAUCACCUGGGUUUAUGAUUUUGUCUCUGUUGGGAUUCCGAAAGCUAAUUCUUUCUGUAAACCGGUUAAAUGUACUAUUUAAGCAGAGCUACUUUUUCCCUAAGGUAAGAAAACUACAGAUCUCUCUCCUCAACCACACCCAUCAUCAUAGCCUUAUUACAGUAAAAUAUGUAUGCAGUUUCUAAGUCCUUUGAGAAUAAUUUGAAAUCGGGAAACUCUAUGGAGACUUGCAUAUACAAAGAAAGGACCUAAUAAGUCCUUCCACAUAUAUAACGUUACACUAACCCUUUCAGCAGCAGUUAUUUUACAAGACACUCUGGAAAAGUCAACAAACUAAAACUACUAAUUGCUAGUGUCUAAUAAAAUCCUUGAUUUCUUCCAAACAGAAGCUCUCAUGUUU
This is a messenger RNA of Pseudonaja textilis, 2253 nucleotides long. The record is from RefSeq and is a predicted model, not a curated record. NCBI's taxonomy places the organism in Eukaryota, Metazoa, Chordata, Lepidosauria, Squamata, Elapidae.